Ceutorhynchus assimilis (cabbage seed weevil) is the source of this 6478-nucleotide messenger RNA. The record is from the annotation of a GenBank genome assembly. NCBI's taxonomy places the organism in Eukaryota, Metazoa, Arthropoda, Insecta, Coleoptera, Curculionidae.
ACCUUGAAAUAGUGUCGUAAUUUUCGUAAAAAGUAUAGGAGUGAUUUGUGUAUGAAAAACGCGCCUUUUUAGCAAGACUUUCAAAACAGCAGCAGGUGGAAAAUGAACUUUUAAGUGUUAUUUUCGAAAAAAAAAAGUUUACUAGGAUGCUGUGUUUCGACAUGCGGCUAGUGCAAAGACUACGUGGUGAAAAAGCUAACGAAGAAUCCACGUCACGUGAUAGGUCGAAGAGUGUGUGCGUGACCAGUUUUAGAAAUAAACCACCACGAGAUGUCAGCGCUUUCAAGUUAUUCCAUAGAAGAGCGAGCAGCGCAUUUUCUACGGCAAGUGACCUUAUAUCAAGAAGAGGCGUUUUUUCCAGAAGGUACUAUGGAUCAGUUGAACAGUUGCAGCAGCCGGAAGUCGAUGGCCAGGAACACUGCAGGAGGUUCAGGAUUGAAAACGGCGACUCCCCAGGGGAAAAGGACGAGAUGUUUGGUUCUCCAAGCACUCCCGUUCUCGAAAACCCCGAGUAUCAAACGAGAUGGUACUUUAAGUAUUUUCUUGGAAAACUGCACCAAAACUACAUUGGGGUAGACAACGACAAAUCACCAUUUUUUUUGAGCAUAGUUUUAAACGAGGAUAAUAAUACUUGUGUGCCGUUGUAUAGAGCGAUUCUUUUUAAAAAAACUGGUGCGCACAAAAUCUCAUUGCCAAUACCACUAAAUAAAGUUUUGACGGUGAAACAAAUUUUGUCAAAUUUUCCAAAUAUGGAUAAAGUGGAAAAAGGACCAAAGGAAAUAUUCACACCAGAUAUUCAGAAGGACUUACUUUUGCUCGAGGAACAAGAGGGUUCGGUUAAUUUCAAAUUUGGAGUGAUUUAUAUGAAACAAGGACAAACUAGUGAUGAUGAUAUUUUGAGCAACGAACAUGGUAGUUCAAACUUUGACCGAUUUUUGGCAUUGUUAGGAGAUAAAAUUAGAUUAAAAGGCUGGGACAAAUAUAGAGGAGGAUUGGAUGCGAAAGGUGAUAUGACGGGAAAGUACUCGAUAUACACCGUAUACGAAGGUCAUGAAAUUAUGUUUCACGUAUCCACAUUGUUGCCAUACUCUCGUGACAAUCGCCAACAAGUUGAAAGAAAAAGACAUAUCGGCAAUGACAUAGUUAACAUAGUUUUUAUUGAUUUGGAACAGGAAGACGAAAAUGAAGUUGCUCAUGCACAAUUUAAUCCUACUUGUAUAAAGUCACAAUUUACUCAUAUCUUUGCAGUGGUAAGCGUCAACUCACAAGGUCAUUAUCGCUUAUCAGUAUUUUCUGAUGAGGCAGUACCGUUAUUCGGACCCAGUUUGCCUUGUCCGCCGGUCAUAACCGAUCCAUAUUUGUUUAGAGAAUUUUUACUGGUCAAGCUGAUCAAUGGAGAAAAAGCUACCUUUGAAACGCCUACGUUUGCCAGGAAGAGACAAAGAACUUUGGAAAUGUUGAUUAAGGAUUUACAUUCGGAGCACGUGACUGAUACCAGACAGACUAUGUUAAAUCGACGUGCCUUCUCCGACGUAUUAGCAGAAACACCACGACAUUCAAGACUCAAAGAAGACUCCAGACAAAUUGAAUUUGUACGAAUUGGUCAGGCACUGAAAUUGGAAGCUAUUGUCAGGGGUGAUGCACCGACAAGUUUGGCCAGUACAGGUGCGGCAGGAACUGUUUUCAAGAGAUCGCCGUGGGAGGCAAAUUGCUUUUAUCCCGUUUUUCCGUCUCAUCCAGUAAUAGCAGGAGAUUCUUGGGGUGAUAACCGUGUGAUUAUAGCUACUGAAGAUGGAACGUUUGUUGUUGAAGAUGGAACCUCUCAUCGACAAAUUUUUGACAAAUCCCUUCAAGUUCGGCAAUUAAACGUGGUAGAACCUCACGGCAUUAUUUUGCUUAGAGCUGGUACCUCAAACAAGGACUGCAAAAUCUAUGUUUUUCGAUUAUCGGAACUGGAAACCAUUACUGAUAUCAGAACGAGAAUUGAUGUGAAAGAUCAUAGGUUGGAGAAAACUAGAGGAGCGCAUUUCUAUACAUUGUCUAGAUCAGGUGGAGCACGUUUAAGAAUGUGCGUAGCAAUUGGACGAAAACUGCAAAUGUUCCAAUGGAAACACUCAGCUGCGUGGACCGCUUGGUGUCCAGCUAGCGACACUGACACUAUAGAAGGAUUUACGUUUUCCUGGGAACUGAAUUUAAACGAAACCCCGACGAUUUUAACUAUUCUCGACAAUGUUUGGAGCCCCAUUUCACCAACCCACGGUGAUGUUCUAGUAUGUGUUGGCUACAAAAACCAUUGGGACAUGAUAAAUGGAAAAACGGGUCAAUCACAGCAUAUUUAUACUGUAGAAGGCAACAGAGCUCAUUUAGUGGCUGCGCUGGAUUUAUAUGAGGACCAAGAGAUUCAGUUAAUGUUGUGCUAUAACCAUACGUGCCAUUUCCAAAAACUAAAUGAAAGCAGUGAUAAGACAUCGACCGAUUUCGAUUUUCAUUGGAACUCUGCACCAACAGAUAUCGUUUGUGCAUUUCCCUAUAUCAUCGCUUUUACGUCGAACACAAUGGAAAUUCGCCUAGUCGUUAACGGCAAUUUGAUACACACAAUGAGCAUGCCAAAGUUGCAACUGAUCACCAGCAAGAACGACAUAUUUUUCGCUACGACAGCUCCAGAAUUUUUCCCGAACAGAACUGACAGACUGUUCGUCGAUAUGCGACAGCAGGAGUUGCAAAAAAUAUCACCACCGUCUAGCCCGAAUGCUUCUCCCGAAGUUAAGCCUUUGAGAAUCUACAGGAUACCUAUCCACGGUUUGAGCAGAUCUUCUAACCCGGAUCCUACUAGAACCAGUUCUCCUCCAGUUUGGAAGUCAGUUGAUGCAAAACUUGCUGUACCAGAUCAACCUCGGGUAUCCAGAAGCGCCACUAGCUCUCCGGUACCACCAGUGAGGGCCAGAUUACAGGCGGCACUCAAGUGAUAGUCGUUUGCUUUGUACCGUCUUAGGCAGCUGGAUGAAUGAGUGUAACAACUUAAAAGGUGAUCAAAACAAGUAGUAAGCUAUUUUGGUCGCCUUUCAAGGAGUAAAUUUGUAGCAAGUAGAAAUGUAAAUAUUUUUCGGACCAAAUUAGUCCCUUUAUAAAAUAAUAUUUUGAAACAUUUAAAUAUGUACCUUACCUUUUUCUACUGAUAUACUAUGUCUAAAAAAAAAAAUAUUGAAAUUGGGCUGGCUCACAAAAUGAUAUUGCAUUUGGACCAGCAUUAAAAAAAAAAUAUAUUGAGAUGUUAUACACCUACAUUAUAAGAAUUUAGAUUUAUUGUACCUAUGUAUCUCUUUUUUAUUCACCCAAGCAAGUGAGACCGUACUUACCCCUAUAUUAAUUUGUAGAAAUAUAUUUAUAUUAAUAUAUUAUAUUAGUAAACGUUCUUUAGAGGAACAACAUAUUGUGCAGUAACCUUUUUCGAUUGAAUUAUAAGUCCAAGAGCCAGCAAUAUUAACAGGUAUUUGAUCGUUCCUUCAAAUAUUUUCCACAUAUAGAACAAACUCGCUAACAGUCACCUCAAAACCGAAUGGUAGGUUGCCUGCGCUGGGACUCUAACGAAUAGAGAUAUUUUCUCUAUCUCUAUUGACGUCUCCUCUCUACCGAUUUUGACAAGAAAGAAAAAGACAGCAAGUGCCAUAGCGAUAAGAAUAACCAUCUCUAUCCAGUACAGAGUUCCAACCCUGUAUUCUCAUGGCCGUGAAGUUUUCUUAUAAACAAAUUAUUUUUAGUAGUGUAGACCAAAGCCGUGUAUAGAGUGGUGAACUUGAGGUAAUCAUCCAUUCGGUUUAGAGGUGACUGUAAUAAUAGCUCUCGUUUUAUGUUGGAACGAUAGAUCAUAGUAAUGCCGGCUUUCCAGCUAUAAGUUUAUCACAAAAUAAAUACCUACAUAAAAUAAUAUUUUUGUACAAUAGAAAAAACUCAUGUGUCUGUUAUGACAGAUUCUUGACUUGAUGGACUACUUUUGUAAAAAAAUUAUCUAUCACGUACUAUCAUGCAUAUUGUACUAGUACCUACACUUCAAUGAUUUUAAUUGUAUUCUGUACAUUUGUUUGCGUAAUGCACAUCUAUACUACCAAAAGUUUUUCAAAUUUAAUUCAGUAGAAAACCUUUGAUGUAAAAAAUAUUUUCACGCUUCAACUACAUGAUAUUUAUCAGAAAAUAUCGGGUCUUCAAGAAAAACCCAUCAGAGAUUGCUAUGGUUUUUUAAACAUAUGUCCUAGCAAUAUUUGUCUUUAAUUUUAUCAAUGAGCUUUGAUGUCAAAAAUCCUGACCAAUAAAGAAACUCUAAUGCGACGUACGUUUUCGUAAUCAAAGCAAUUUUCGAUUUUUUCUAGAAGACCCGAUAUGUUCAAAUGAAAAACUUCUCUGUGGGAUCCGCUAUGCAUAAAGGCUGUACCCACUAAGUACUCUGAGCUUUUAUUAGGAAUAACCUUAUUGUAAAUAUAUUGAAUAACAUAGAUAUUUAUGAAUAUUCUAAUAAAAUAUACCCACUACAGAGGCAGAGCAAAGUUUGUUAAAAUAAAUUAAGGGAUUAAUUCAUUAAUUUAACAUUUCAACUCGCACAUCUUCUUAAUGUCAAAGUUUGGGCAAAAUGCUGAAAUACAUCAAUAUUAUAGGUAUUAACUUCUGCUUAUAUCAUUCUAUAGAAGUGCGCCUUCCGUAUUCAUACUCUAUUAUUGUCCUUUAUGUAGUCAUGCCAAGUCUUGUCUAAUAUCUCCGGUGUUUCUCCUUUUUGCUUUUUUUGUUGCUACUCUUAUCUUCCAUGCUCAUGCCAAUGCAGAACAGUGAAUAAGCAUAAUGAAGGUGUUCUGUACUAGCAUUUGAUACAUUCGUAGUCUGAAUAGUCUGAAAUAAAUGUGGUAUUUGAGAUAUUCCAAAGCGAUACAGUGAGCUUUCUGGGGGAGGAUAAUCUUUUCAUCUAAUAAAAUAUUUUCUACAUAUGUACGUCUGAUCACAAAUGCGGUGGAGUUGGUUAAUUAUGGGCAGAAUCCUGUUUAUCGACAUCAUCUUUGAACGCAAGAGACCGGAUUCUAUCUCAGAUCAACAGUAAUAUCGGUAUAGCCGAUGAAGGAUUCGGAUUUUGUUGGUAUGUCAAAACACACUUGAAAGUCCAAGUGCAGAUCUCUGUUUGACGCCACUUCCGACUUCUCUUUCCCAAAACCUAAAGCAACCCUAACUUUCUAGGUGAGUAAAGAUCUUUUUCAAUCAAUUUUAUCCAUUGGCUUUGGAUUAUUAUGAUGUCGCUUCCAGUCGUUCAAGCAUGAGCUAAUCGAUUGUUUGGGCGUGUUUCUGGAAUGAACCCACUUUGUAGUUUGAAGGAUAAAGUCUGUUAGCUCUCUUGCUAUCAUCUUCUCCAUACUGUUCGACGAGGUUAAUGUUAGUAGAAUUUAUUCACUUAUGUCCGUUAGAAUAUUUUUUAAAAAUUUGCAAGAUAAUAGGGGUAUUCUUUCGAUUUAACUGAAAGUGAUUUUUAUUUUUACAUCACUUCGCUAAUUUCUGUUGCAUCAAAAGAACGAAAAUCUAUAUCAGCUGAUUUCAACUCAUAAAUGAUCUGAAAGAAGUGAACGUAAAAAUUCUGCGAUCACUUGGGGUUAGGAUUAAACUGAUUGCAAUUAUUUGGUGGGUAUAGUGGGGGAAGUGAUCCGAAAUCGGAAGAACACGGUUCAAUCAGUUCAGGUGACUUCAAUCAGUUUGUUCAGAACGAAAGAAUACUAGGAAUUUUGUAUAUAGAAAAAACGGCAUUCAUAUCAUCACUCGAUUUUUUUUUAAUGUCAAUAAAAUUAUAAGGGGAAUCCGUAAAGUUUCCUUUGAAAAGUUCGGAAAAAACGGGUCACAACGAUGGUUUCAAAUAUGGGAUUUUCCCAGAAUAUCAACCAAACUAAAUUUUAUAAUAUGUGUAAAUUAGUAUCUUCACUAUUGAAAACUCAUAAGUUUUUCUUUGUAUAAUGGUUCUUCCUUGCAAUAAAUAUAUUGUUGACUUGUCUGAUUCAAAUUUAACCAGCAAUGUGGAAAAAAAAUUAUGUCAAAUCAAAUUUUACUUAUAGUUAAGCAGACAAAUCAUGCUUCAUUUGUAUAUCAAGAUAAUAUUUAUAUAACAUAGAUUGUAAGAGUAAAGUUAUAGGUACUGCAUAUAGAAUUCUGCAAAAAAGAUCUUUAUUCAUUGUUAGACAUUUAAAUAUUUAUCAUGCUUGCUAGAUCAAGACUAGUGAUCAAUAAUUAAUAAUUUCUCCACUUCAUUAUAAAACUGCACCCCCAGACAUUAUAAAAAUAUAUAUGUUUCUAAAUUAAAACUAACCAAGUCAAACUUAGCUUAACUAUCUAAACUGGUUUAAGUAUUUGUAGAUGGCAACUAAAGUUUGUAUAAAUAUUUUUAAACUGGACUUUUCUGUGAUAAACAAUUAAAUGUCAAAAAUUGUAUCAAUUUAAGAACUAAUAUUUAAUAAACCAA